GCGGCGGCGGCCGUCGGGCGGCGCUGGCGGCGAGCACAGCUGGCCAGCUGCCGAGAUGGCGAGCGUCGAGCAGCUGCUGCUGGCCGCCCUCUGGACGCCGCUGGCCGCUGCGCUCAGCACCAGGCCGGACUCCACUCCGAGCCAGCCGUCCUCACCGCCGCCGGCCUCCAACAGCUCCGAGGAGGCGGGUGCGCCGCGGGUGGAGGCGGCCAGAGAGACCCAUAUGGCGGCGGCGGCGGCGGCCGGCAAGUCAGCCUCUCAUCCGCUGCUCACGCUGACACUGGUGCUGGCGCUGUGUUUUGUCAGUGCUGCUGCCGCCUUCGGACUGCGACGCGUGCUCCGGCGAGCCUUCUUCAAAGACAGGACGGGAAGUUAUCGUUAUUUCAAAGUGAACCAAGAAGACGACGGAGAGUUGAUGGCAGUUGACGGCGGGUACCACGUGGCUCUGGAUGAUUCCAGCGAAGACGAGCUGGGUCCAGCGCGGCUUCCGGUCAACACACCGGAAACGGCGCAGGUGCGGCGAAGUUGUCUGUCUCCGCCGCCAGAGGCCAAGUCUCUGCUGAUAGAGUCCUCUGAUGAGGAGCUCCUUCAGUGAACAAUUGAGGAUUGGGUUCUUUGGCGUACCUGCUCUUCUUGCACAUGUCAAAAACCAAUAUUUUCGUGCGCUAUAGUAAUACGAAAUCAUUGAUAGUUUAAAUGCACAAGUGUAUAUAUCAGCACAAUUAUGCCUACAGUUCGUUUGGAAAGCUGUUCAAGAGACAGGGUCUCAACAUAAUUACAGACGUUCUUUGUCCUUAACACCCUUGGUUUUCACCUACAGUCGGUACAUUGUUC
This is a messenger RNA of Amphibalanus amphitrite, 834 nucleotides long. RefSeq lists its product as uncharacterized. The transcript has 4 exons. Lineage: Eukaryota; Metazoa; Arthropoda; Thecostraca; Balanomorpha; Balanidae. The coding region runs from base 56 to 595 and encodes 179 amino acids. The record is from RefSeq and is a predicted model, not a curated record.